Gymnogyps californianus (California condor) is the source of this 4500-nucleotide messenger RNA. RefSeq names its product ribonuclease T2 (gene RNASET2). Bases 135 to 902 code for a protein of 255 amino acids. The transcript has 10 exons. Gene Ontology annotation, molecular function: RNA binding; ribonuclease T2 activity. Gene Ontology annotation, cellular component: extracellular region. The record is from RefSeq and is a predicted model, not a curated record. Lineage: Eukaryota; Metazoa; Chordata; Aves; Accipitriformes; Cathartidae. Gene Ontology annotation, biological process: RNA catabolic process.
CCUUGCGAGGUCAGCCCUGCUGGGAGCGCGUCCGUGCGUGGUGCUGCGCCCGGCUCUGGAGAGAGGCCCGGGCCGCGGAGGAGCUUCUGCCGGGCAGGGCCGGAGGAGCGGGCGGAAGCUAUUUGAUUAACAAAAUGAAUCCUGCAAAGCUGCACUAUUGGAUUCUGGGUUGGGUUUCUAUGGCAUUAUGUUGUUGGUGUACUUCAGAUAAAUUCACUCAAAGUGACAGCCACCCUCAUACCUGGAAGAAGCUGUAUCUUGCUCAUCAUUGGCCAGUGACUGUAUGUAAGAUGACUGCUAAUGAUUGUCAAGACCCUCCAGAGUACUGGACAAUCCAUGGACUGUGGCCUGACAAAACUGAAGAGUGUAAUAGGACGUGGCAUUUCAAUGUCACCGAGAUUAAGGAUCUUAUGGCAGACAUGAGACGUUAUUGGCCUGAUGUGCUUCAUUCGUCUCUGAAUCGCACCCAGUUCUGGAAACAUGAGUGGGAGAAACAUGGCACUUGUGCAGCCACACUUCAGGUCCUUAAUUCUCAGAAGAAAUACUUUGGUAAAGCCUUAGAACUCUACCAGCACGUUGAUCUUAACAGUUGUCUCCUGAAAGCUGGGAUAAAGCCAAGCAGUUCAUAUUACCAGAUGACUGCCAUAAAGGAAGCUCUUACAAGAUUUUAUGGUGUAAUGCCAAAGAUCCAAUGUCUUCCUCCAGAAGAGGGUGAAAAAGCACAAACGAUUGGUCAGAUUGAAUUCUGCUUCACCAAAGAAUUGCAGCUGAGAAACUGCACGGCGCUGAAGGGUGAAUCCGACCCAAUACAGGCUGACUUGAAGCUUGGAACUGAGGAGUUGUCCGUCUGCAGUGAUACUCUCCCAACCUAUUAUCCUUCACAGGUCCAAGAUGACAAAUGAAGCCAUGAGAGUUUGAAAAACUUUUUAAACAGCAACAAAAACCAAACCCUUAAACAUUAUACCUUGGAAAACAGUCUUGACUUAGCAAUAUUACAAAGCCCUGGCCAUAUCACAGGCAUGCUGUGAAGAUUUCUGCUGGAAAACAUGCUUCUUUUGCCGUUAAAGGAGAAUUGUCCACAUUGUAUUAUCAGUUACACAGGCGGAAGUAGUGAAUUGUGGCUCUGAUAUUGAUGGGAUCAGAAUGUGAUUUACAGCUUUGCCUGGACUUUUUGGCUUGCUUAUAGUUUGAAUCAAUGUUCAAAAGAGAACUGUGACUUCUUAGUUUCACUUGCAGUUAUGUCUGCCACUUCAGCCACUUUUGGUUUUUGCUAGUGAGUCAGGGAAAUUAAGUCAUUCUUUGUUUUGAAAGGAUGCUUGUCUCUCUGAGAUGAGAUGACAGUUUCUUGAGAAGAAAAUACUGUAAACAAAAAGAACUGAGACCUGUCUGGAGGUCCUUUCCCAGACGUAAUACCCGCUGCCGUGCGUAAAUUUGCUCUCCAGAAGUGCUGAACAGAGGCCACCUCCUCUGAGGCAUUAAACCUUUCCUUACUCAGAGAUCACGGUGGACCAAAGGUGACAUUAGUGAAUGAAAUAACCUUCACCAAGUUCUGGCACUUCUGCCUAAAGAACCCCAGGAAGACUGUAUUUGUAGCCUUACCUAUUCUUUGAUUGAUUUUGCUACAGUAGCUCCAUACAGUCUUGAAGAACAACCAAUCUUAGAAAUUACUUGCUAGUAUAAAAAAAUGUUAGGCCCUAGAAAUAUGUUAAUAAUUUUUCGUUGUAUUUGAACAUUUAGCAUUACCACACAAUUGUGGGUGCCUGCACUUUUAUUUAAAACUGAGAUUGUCACAUAAUCGCUUUGUUCCAAGAAACAGCUUUUUAUAGGUGAAACAGUAAAUACUACAGGAUUUUCAGUGAAAAGUACAAAUGUUGGCAAUAGUGCAUCUCUAUCCCAUAAUAAUUAAUAACAUACCACAAAGUUGGAUGUUUCCAAAGGGGACCAAAUUUGGAUGACAUCCUCUACACAGUGCCGUGUUGAUGUAAGUGUCUCAAAUUGUCUUUCAAAGAAAGACAAUUAUGGCUCAAGGAACCAUCUGUUAGAAGAAUAUUACUGUGAAAACAUAAAAUGCGGUAUUAGGAACAAAUUUGUUAUGUCUUUUGGGGUUUAGAAACCAUUCACAUUUACUCUCAUUUUUGACUGUCCCUGUUUCUCUACCACCUUUCAUUUAAGGCUUUGUUACCUUGCCAUUCCAGAAUGCUGUCGGUUUUUUAGUCCUUUCUUUAGAAACUCAGAUAUUUAUUUAUUUUAACAGCUAAGAAAUGAGUAUGAUCUGCAUUCUGUUGUAUCUGUAUUUCAGUAGAGCAAGGACUUCUCUUUCAAAAUUUGUCUUCCUUCCCGAGAGGGGGAGUAUACUAAUACUAUAUUAGAUAUAAGUAAUCAGAUCUAGUGUUUUUAUAGUAGCCGUGGCAUGUUCAGUUCAUGUUCAACAUGACCGGAGACACGACCAGAAGAAUCACAAUUCUUCAUUCCCCCAUUUCUGCCAUCUUCUUCUAAGCAAGAAAAAGUAGGGAGACUGAACUAAAAUGCUUGAAAAGACUAGAAUAUACUUGUUUUUUGUGGAAUCUUUUUGCUAUCACUAGUAUUUUUUUUCCUUCUAAUUACAAAAAUUACCUUAGCCUAAAGAAAACAAAUACUUGUCGGGAAAAAUGCAUUUCUCUGCAAAGGAGCAGUCCAAGGCUCAUGUACUUUUUAAAACUCUCUCUCCAACUCUUUCAAAUAGUACUUAGAUGGUGCAUAGGUUUUGGGUGGACUACAUAGAGUGCAAACAACUUGGAAUGAACGUUAAUUUACAAUUCACAUCAUAAGGUUGUUUUUUAAAGAAGCAAGACUCACCUUUUCCUCAAAAUUGUGCUAUUUUUUUAAUGGUUUGGACUUUUUUUGUGCUUUGGUGAAGUCCCUUGUUCUCCUUUUCCUUUCAAAGUUCUCAGAGUGCAGUGCCAUAUCCUUGCUUGUUAAGCUAAUGACCAGCGAGGGAAGUGGAAACAGAGGUUGGUAACUGCCAUCAGACCAUCUCAUGAACAUCUUGCUCAGUGCUCUUCAGUCACCAGUUUGGUUAUGAACAGAGUCCUUAAUUAGAACAAUAGACUUCUCAAAAUCUCACUAUAAAUAUUGCCACCUUGGAUGAGCAGGUGCAGUACAAAAAAAAUCCCGUGAAAUCCACAGCAACAUGCUGUACUGCCAAAUGAGUGAGUGUUGGGUUUGCCUGGUUUUCGGCAGUUGUUUUAAUUUGUUGGUCCUUUUCACAGUUAGAAGAAAAGCUCAAAAUUGGAAGCAAUGAUAGCAUUGGUUCUUGCUUAUGGAAUAUGCUUAAUGGAAGCUCAAAUCAAUAGCCUGAUUUUUUUUUUUUUAAUUGCAGUAUAAAUUAUAUUUUCUUUUAUAAUGCCAAAUAAUGCUUAGAGAGACAAAAUAUACAGUAUGACUUCUCUGCAGUUCAAGUGUAAUGCAUUAAUUUAAGCAAAGUCAACAACUGCAAAUAUGUACUUUACAAGGAAGUGACACAGACACUAACAGACUUCACAGUGUGAGACUCAAAGGUAAAGCUGACUCCUGCCAAAUAGAGAGUUGGCGGAUACCGACAAGAGUCAGAAACAACCAACCUCUGCAGUAGAGUAGAUAGUAUGGCUUCCAUGCGUUUUUCAGCCUCAUUUUGAAAUGCAAGAAAUGUGAAGGAGCUGAUAAGUUUUAAAACUUUGAGGAGAAACUGGUGUAAUCUGAAAGGAGAAAGAGGAAGGGAGGGAGACAGCAAAGCUGGCAGCAUGCUAAACAACAGCCUGCUACUGAGUAAAAAAUGACUGAUGAAUGUUAAGUCAAGGUUGGCUAAAAAUAUCCUCACAGGCUCUGAAGUCCUUUUUAAAGGGACAUACCUGAGGUACUGCAUUUGCCUUCAGAAAACCACACCCACAUUCUUUUUAUUUUGCCAACGUUGUUACACAUUAAAUAUUUUAACUUGCUAUGAUUAAUUUAUUAGUAGUGGCCAUAGAACACUAUAUAUGAUUACCGUUGCUUGGUUUUUGACAAUCCCACUUGCCUAACUUCUAGGAAGAUACAAAUGUCUUUUAAAAGCUACUGACUGAUUUUUAUGCAGGGAAGUGCCAAGACACUAUAAAGUUUUAAGUGAUACAUUUAAGGGAUGCUUUAAGGGCUAUGUCUGGAUGUGGGCAACCAGGAGAGCAGAUGAAUGGAUGGUAGCACCAGUUCGGACCAAAGAUCAUGUCCAGCCCUUUAUGUUCUCUCUAGCAAUGGCUUACAGCCAGUUAUCAGCCUUGGCAAUUGCUUUCCAUCAGAAUGUAUAUAAUGUCAAGAGUCGGAUUAACACAAUUUAAAUACAAGAGGUAAACAAAGGUAUAUUGGGAGCCUUAAAAAUUGCUUCAGUUCUGAAAAGUGUCACUCACUUCCUUAAGCAAAAUAAAAUCUAUCAGCCUUGAAGAUUCAACACAGCCUGGGGAAGAUGGGGGCUAUAUUCUUUUCUGCGUCGUUAAAUAAAUUAACUAAAUCCCA